Molecule: messenger RNA, 417 nt
Organism: Penicillium cosmopolitanum
Lineage: Eukaryota; Fungi; Ascomycota; Eurotiomycetes; Eurotiales; Aspergillaceae
Exons: 1
Coding region: 1-417 (138 amino acids)
Biological process (GO): autophagy; vesicle-mediated transport; endosomal vesicle fusion
Cellular component (GO): cytoplasm; fungal-type vacuole membrane
Source: RefSeq, a predicted model, not a curated record
AUGUUAUCCGCCUUCACCGCGCGAGCCCUGGUGGACCUCAAACCCCGCGAUCGCUCCCGAAUAGACUCAGUCCUCGCCUACGGCGAUAGAAUCCUCGCCGGCCUAAACAACGGCACUCUCCGCAUCUACCGCGUCACAGAUACCCUGAACGAGGAAAACCCAGACGGCAAUGACAAUGAACCCGCCGGCGGCAGUGGUUCCGCCGAAGGUGGCAGCAAGACCGAACUACUGCGUGAACUGGACAAAUUCGCCCGGUACAAGGUCGAACAAUUAGCCCUGGUCAAGGAAGCGAAGGUGCUAGUCAGUUUGAGCGGUGGAGUCGUCAGUCUACACGAUUCGCAGGAUUAUGGACUUUUGCACACGCUGGUUCAGGCGAAGGGGGGCUUCUGUUUUUGCUAUUACUUCCAACGUUGUUAA